UCAGUUUGCGUUCAACAACGGUUGUCAGUCUUAUCGAUAAUCUGAAGGAAGUGAAAAGCAAUAAUUCAAACUAAGCAAAUAACUACAUUUUUGAAAACUAAAGCCAGUGCCAAUAAAAGUGAUAUUGAAACGUAACAUAAAUUUUUACCUGCUAAAAACUACCCACUUGAAAAUGGUGUUUAACUUCAAAGUCUUCAAGAAGUGCUCCCCAAAUGGCAAGGUCACAAUCUAUAUGGGAAAACGUGACUUCGUCGAUCACGUGGCAGGAGUGGAACCGAUUGAUGGUAUCGUUGUCUUGGAUGAUGAAUAUAUUCGUGAUCAGCGUAAGGUCUUCGGUCAAAUCAUCUGUAGCUUCCGUUACGGUCGCGAAGAAGAUGAAGUCAUGGGAUUGAAUUUCCAGAAGGAACUGUAUUUGGCUUCCGAGCAAAUCUACCCACAGCCGGAGAAAUCUGGAAAGGAACAAACUAAGCUACAGGACCGUCUGUUGAAGAAACUGGGACCAAACGCGUUCCCAUUCACCUUCAACAUUUCUCCGAAUGCUCCAUCUUCAAUUACUUUGCAGCAGGGUGAAAAAGACCAGGGAGAACCGUGCGGAGUGUCGUACUACGUGAAGAUCUUUGCCGGUGAGUCCGAAACUGACCGAACUCAUCGUCGCAGCACGGUCUCCUUGGGAAUUCGCAAGAUUCAAUUUGCCCCGACGAAGCAAGGUCAGCAGCCGUGCACCGUAGUGCGCAAGGACUUUAUGCUGAGCCCUGGAGAACUUGAGUUGGAGGUCACGUUAGACAAGCAACUCUACCUGCAUGGAGAACGAAUUGGCGUUAACAUUUGCAUCCGUAACAAUUCGAACAAGGUGGUUAAGAAGGUUAAGGCCAUGAUCCAACAAGGCGUUGAUGUAGUGCUGUUCCAAAACGGAAGCUAUCGCAAUACAGUGGCCUCAAUGGAAACUAGUGAAGGUUGCCCAAUUCAGCCGGGAUCUAGCCUUCAAAAGGUUAUGUACUUAACUCCAUUGUUGGCUUCCAACAGGCAAAGGCGUGGCGUUGCUCUAGAUGGACAAGUUAAGCGCCAUGAACAAUGCUUAGCUUCAACUACUCUGCUGGCUCAACCGGAUCAACGUGACGCCUUCGGUAUCAUCGUGUCCUACGCUGUGAAGGUGAAACUAUUCCUUGGUGCCCUUGGCGGAGAGGUCUCUGCUGAGCUACCUUUCGUUCUUAUGCACCCUAAACCUGGUAGCAAGGCCAAAAUCAUCCAUGCCGAUAGCCAAGCCGAAGUUGAAACCUUCCGGCAGGAUACCAUCGACCAACAAGCGUCGGUUGAUUUUGACUAAAUUCAGCAUGCUGGUUUGAAUAAACAGGAAAAGGGAACCUAGCCCAAGCCGAUCACAUCCUAUAUGGACACUACAACCUCUGCUAGAACGCAGUAAACAACCAGAACGCUAAAACGAACGAACGAUACCUGAACACCAACCACUAUAACCUUCAUCAUUUGUUUUAUAAUUCAGCCAAACACACCAGUGCUAUUUAUUUUUUGCUUGAUUUAAUAGUUCCAACCACAAAAACACUACAAUAUUUGUUAAAUUAUUUCAAUAAUGUAAUAUUUUUUGCAGUAAACAGAGUUUUAAACAGAUUCAGAAAUUGUAAAACACAAUAAAAUAUGAUUCGACGAUGGCCAUCGGAAAAAAACUGAUUUAUUUAAUCUCACAUUUCUUCAGCAUUUGAGGAAACUCAUGCACAUAAUGAACGGAUACCUACAAGAUUAUCUUACAAGUCUGUGAAAGUACCUUAAAAAUCUCUCCGAAAUCUCGACAAAUACAAAAUUGCGAAAAAGAAUUUACUUAGAAAAACUGUAUAAUAAGCACCGGAUUCAGGAGU
Messenger RNA from Armigeres subalbatus, 1868 nucleotides. It is a transcript of the gene Arr1, whose product is annotated as arrestin homolog. Gene Ontology annotation, biological process: G protein-coupled receptor internalization; signal transduction. Lineage: Eukaryota; Metazoa; Arthropoda; Insecta; Diptera; Culicidae. The transcript has 4 exons. Gene Ontology annotation, molecular function: G protein-coupled receptor binding. The record is from RefSeq and is a predicted model, not a curated record. Bases 173 to 1324 code for a protein of 383 amino acids. Gene Ontology annotation, cellular component: cytoplasm.